GGAUGUUAAAUCUGUUCUCCGGGUUCUCUGACCCACACUGAGGGAGUCUGAGGGUGUAGACUAGAGCACGAGGAUGUAUUUAGCAGAUUUGGGCUUUGUUCUUUGGUGCAGGUCAGAAUUCAUCCUUCUGUGUGAUGUGAACAUCUUGACAUGUCUGUGCAUGGUGUUUACGUGCUGCAAUUCUGCCACGUGCAUGCCAUGAAUGUUAAGGUGUUCCUAAUAAAGUGGCCGGUGAGUGUAUACACGAAUAUCUUACGCUCUAUUUGUAUUUUUUCCCCCUUUUUCUUAGGUAACAUAUUAAGGCAUGCAUAAAAAAUGCCAUAUAUGCCGUUUACGGUUAAUUAAGCGCUCGUGUUUAUAUCAUACUUCAGUAUCACGCGCAUUGAUGACGCGCGCGGGCGCGUCUGUGUUCGCGCGUGUUUAUUGUUAUUAAUUAAUUUAUUUGCUCUCGUGUCUUACGUCACACCCACACACCCACACAGAAGGGUGUCUUCUGUAAGACCGUAACACUUAGCACACAGAAGAGUGACGUGUUUCACGCCCGGCCGUAGCACGUGUACAGGGGCGCGUUCACGUGUCGGGGACGCGCGGACACGAGAGCGAGCGCAGGUGGAGAAUGUGAGCGGUGUUUCUGCGGCUCUAUACAGCCAUGGAGCUGGAGGUAGAAUCCGCUGAUGUGAUACGGCUGAUCAUGCAGUACCUGAAGGAGAACAAUCUGCCGCGCACUCUGGCCACGCUGCAGGAGGAGAGCACGGUGGCGCUGCACACAGUCGACAGCAUCGAGAGCUUCACGGAGGACGUGAACGCCGGCCGGUGGGACGCAGUGCUGAGAGCCAUCCAACACCUCAAACUACCCGACGGGCUGCUCAUAGACCUGUACGAACAGGUGGUACUGGAACUGAUCGAGUUGAAAGAACUCGGAGCCGCUGGUUGUUUAUUGACUCAGACGGACCCCCUGAUCAUGCUGAAACACACUCAGCCCGAACGAUACGCCAAGCUGGAAGCUCUGCUCACGAACACGCACUUCGACCCGAAUGAGGUUUACCCAGAAGGCAGCAGCAAGGAGAAGCGCAGGUCGUCUAUAGCUCAGGCGCUGGUUGGAGAAGUCAGUGUGGUUCCUCCCUCUCGCCUCAUGGCUCUGCUCGGACAGGGUCGUUUAUGCGAGAGCGCGCUGUACAGGUUACAGGAGACCAAAGCGCUGAGGCAGUUCGGAUCAUUAGCCAUGUUGUCUCUGAAGUGGCAGCAGCACCAGGGUCUCCUCCCCGCCGGGAUGUCCAUAGAUCUGUUCCGGGGGAAAACCAUGAUGAAGGACCUGGAGGAAGAGCGCUUCCCCACCCAGCUCAGCCACCUUCUGAAGUUUGGUCCGAAGUCGCAUGUAGAGUGUGCUCGGUUCAGUCCGGAUGGUCAGUAUCUGAUUACAGGAUCAGUGGAUGGAUUUAUCGAGGUUUGGGAUUUCACUACGGGGAAAAUCUGCAAGGAUUUAAAGUACCAAGCUCAGGAUAACUUCAUGAUGAUGGAUGAGGCGGUGCUCUGCCUGGUGGUGAGUCACGACAGUGAGAUGGUGGUGUCCGGAGCUCAGGACGGAAAAAUACAGCUGUGGAGGAUUCGUAACGGUCAGUGUCUGCGCAAAUUCGAGCGCGCCCACAGCAAAGCUGUCACCUGCCUCUGCUUCAGCAGAGACAACAGUCAGCUCCUCAGUGGCUCCUUCGACCAGAUCAUCAGACUUCAUGGACUGAAAUCAGGAAAGAUGCUGAAGGAGUUCCAAGGUCACACUUCCUGCAUAAACGACGUCAUCUUCUCACACAACGGCCAGUUUGCCAUUAGCGCCUCAGCAGAUGGCACAGUGAAGAUCUGGAACGUGAACACGGCAGAAUGCACCAUCACCAUCAAAACUCCUGACGUUCCAGAAGGAUCCGACAUCACAGUUAACAGUGUUGUUCUGGUGCCCAAGAACCCGGAGCACUUUGUGGUGUGUAACAGGACCAGCACAGUGGUUGUCAUGAACGUCCAGGGCCAGGUACUGAGGAGUUUUAGCUCAGGAGUGAGAGAGGGAGGAGACUUUGUGUGUUGUACACUGUCUCCUCGCGGAGAGUGGAUCUACUGCGUGGGAGAGGACUAUGUGCUUUACUCGUUCAGCACCAUCACUGGAAAGCUGGAGAGAACUCUGACGGUGCACGAGAAAGACGUGAUUGGCAUAACCCACCACCCUCAUCAGAACCUGAUCGCCACCUACAGCGAGGACGGCCUGCUGAAGCUCUGGAAACCGUGAACGUAACGCAGAAAACCCAACCGCGCAUCAGAUGAACGCUACAGUCGUCAUUCGUGCUGAUGCUGUGGUACGUCUGUACAUCGAGAUGUUUGGAGUCAUGCGUCGGUUUUCAGGUUUGAAAGUCUUCCAUUCCAGAGACGAUGAAGAUCAUUACAAACUUAAUCUUCACUUGUAAUAUGUCUGAGUAACACUGAUCUAAUCUCUGUAACGUUAAAAAAAAAAAGAAGUGAGAUUUCUUUAAAUGUUGUAAGAAAAUCACGAUCAUAACGUUUCUGAAUUGCAUGAAACUGAAAGCUAU
Messenger RNA from Ictalurus furcatus (blue catfish), 2567 nucleotides. RefSeq names its product SMU1 DNA replication regulator and spliceosomal factor b (gene smu1b). The record is from RefSeq and is a predicted model, not a curated record. The transcript is spliced from 13 exons. Gene Ontology annotation, molecular function: protein binding. Gene Ontology annotation, cellular component: precatalytic spliceosome. The coding region runs from base 650 to 2269 and encodes 539 amino acids. NCBI's taxonomy places the organism in Eukaryota, Metazoa, Chordata, Actinopteri, Siluriformes, Ictaluridae. Gene Ontology annotation, biological process: mRNA splicing, via spliceosome.